AUGACCCGCCUGGUUCAAUUCCUCUUUUAUUCUCUCCUGGCCUCGUCCGCUGCGCUGGCUACCACUGGUGAUGACCACGAGUCGUCCCAUGCCCUCGUGGACCACGCCGAUGAGAGCUCCCUUCACAACGCUCUUCACCGUUUUGCCAGGUUCCGUGACGGUAUCUUCAGCAGCGACACCUCUGCUCUCGAGGCUCUCAAAACUGAGGAUUCUUCUUUUGCCUCGCGAUUGUUGAAGCUCGCCAAGAGACAGGACAAUUCCACCAGUGCUCCUGCUGCUCAGCCUUCUGAGACUUCUGCCGCUGCUGCUGCUACUUCUGCUGAGGCCACUACCUCUGAGACCGCUGAGACCUCUGAACCCGCUGCAAGCACCACCGCCAACCCAGUUCCGUCCACCACCGCUGAGCCUACCACUUCCAGCGCUGCUUCUUCGACCCAGGAGCCCUCGACUUCUUCCAGCGCAGAGACCACUGAUACUCCUUCGGAAUCUACCACUGCUGCUCCUACUACCAGCAGCACUGCAGCUGCUACCACGACCUCGGAAUCAUCCACGGCUGCUCCCACUACCACUUCUGAGUCUUCCAGCUCCAGCUCCAGCUCUGUCUCGAGCACGCAAGCUCCCACCACUCUGUCGACAUCCGCCAGCUCUACAGAGUCUUCCUCAUCCACCAUCACCAGCUCUUCUUCAUCUCAGCACACCACCCCUUACACCUCAACCUACAAGAGCACUACCACCCUCGGCAACGGCGAGCUGAGCACCGUCACCGCUGUCACCGUCGUCCACCCCGUCCAGACAGCCACUGCCACUGGCUCCGCCCCGGGUCUGCAGACCGACAACGCCGGUUCCUCCACUGGAAUCGCUCGCGAGCUCAUGGUGAUGAUGGGAGGAGCUGCCGUUGUGGCCAUGGCUCUGUAA
This is a messenger RNA of Aspergillus wentii DTO 134E9, 915 nucleotides long. Its product is annotated as putative GPI anchored cell wall protein (Dan4). Lineage: Eukaryota; Fungi; Ascomycota; Eurotiomycetes; Eurotiales; Aspergillaceae. The transcript has a single exon. The record is from RefSeq and is a predicted model, not a curated record. Bases 1 to 915 code for a protein of 304 amino acids.